Pollicipes pollicipes is the source of this 1850-nucleotide messenger RNA. RefSeq names its product Serine-arginine repetitive matrix 1 (gene Srrm1). The transcript is spliced from 10 exons. Gene Ontology annotation, molecular function: RNA binding. The record is from RefSeq and is a predicted model, not a curated record. The coding region runs from base 174 to 1850 and encodes 558 amino acids. Lineage: Eukaryota; Metazoa; Arthropoda; Thecostraca; Pollicipedomorpha; Pollicipedidae. Gene Ontology annotation, cellular component: spliceosomal complex. Gene Ontology annotation, biological process: regulation of mRNA splicing, via spliceosome.
CACGGUUCCUCGGAUCCCCGGGUCUUCUGGCGCCGCCGUGCGACGAGCAAUUUUAUGAUCCGUGAUCUUGGUGAAUGCCGGGCCCGCGCGGGUAUUGUUCAUUUAAACAAAAAGUGAACCAGGUGGGUGGUUAAACUAAUGUUUGCGUGAAAGACAACAAGAAGACAUCAAGAAUGACGGAUGCGGGCUUUUUCCGGGGGACAUCUGCUGAGCAGGAUAACCGCUUCAGUGACAAGGAGAAGAAAAUGAUGAAGCAGAUGAAGUUUUCUGAUAACUUAACAAAAAAGGUCGACAUGACCCGCGUGAAGCUGGACGUGCUGAAGCCCUGGAUCACGCAGAGGAUAACCCAGCUACUCGGCAUCGAAGAUGAUGUGGUCAUCGAGUUUGUCUUCAACCAGUUAGAGGAGCGGAACCCAGACCCGCGCAAAAUGCAGAUAAACCUAACUGGGUUUCUGAAUGGCAAGAAUGCUCGAGUGUUCCUGCACGAGCUGUGGGGCCUCCUCAGUUCGGCGUCGCUCAAUCCCAGCGGAAUUCCCGACAGCUUCAUCGAGCAGAAGAAGGAAGAAAUCAGGAAACGAAACGAGGACCAGGCGCGGCUCGAGAUCGACAUCCGGCGCCAGGUGGAGGCAGAGCGCGCCCGCGUCGAGAAGGAGCUCAACGUCAGCAAGGCGCGCCGCCAGUCGCGAUCGCGCUCGCGUGAGCGCGCCAGCCGGCGGCGGCGGCGCAGCACCCGAAGCCGCAGCCGCUCACCGCGCCGUGAGCGCGCCGCCGAGCCGGCUGUAAAGCCAGAGCCGGAGCGACCGGCAGAGGCCGAGAACGGCGCGGCAGCGGCGGCAGCGGCAGCGGCAGCGGUGACUCAUCCGCGCGAGGGUGCUGCCGACGUUCACAUGCAGCCUGCGGCGGGAGAGGCCGAGCCAGCUGCCGCAGACGUACCUGAGGAGGAUCAGGAGAGCCGGCUGGUGGAGACAGCCGGCGACCACGACGCCGAGGCCAAGCAGAGCCAAGAUUUCGAGAUAAAGAAGAAAGAAGACACCGUGCAAAAGAAAAGAAAAUACCGUUCGAAUAAGGAGUCAGAUGAAGACAACGAAAAGAAGCGAGACCGGUCGCGCGGCGGCCGGGAGCGGUCCCGCUCGCGGGAUCGGCGCCGGCCGGAUCGCUCCGGUUCGCGCGGUCGGGACCGCCACGCCCGGGACCGCGACCGCGACCGGGACCGGCGGCGGGACCGGGAGCGGGACAGGAAGCGCGAGCCGGUUCGGCGCGAGCGGGAGCGCGGCCAGCGGUCCUCGCCUCGGCGUCGCUCUCCCCGCAGACGCUCGUCCGACGAGGAGAGCGAGUCCGAAGAGUCGUCGGCGAGCGCGGCGUCCGACGCCGAGCCGGCACGGAGCCGCAAGAAGGCGGCGUCGAGCAGCUCUGAAGAGAGCUCCAGCGAGGAGGAGCGGCCGCGCGGCAAGAAGAGGCGCCGCAAGAAGUCGGAAAGCCAAUCGGAGGAGGAGGAGGAGGAGGAUUCAGAGGCGGACCGAAAGAAAGGGAGGAAAAAGAAAAGCAAGCGCAGCAAAAAACGUAAGAAGCAAAAGAAUCGCCGUCGCGACUCCAGCGAAAGUGAGGAGAGCGAAGACGAGGACGAAGAAGAUGAAGAGGCUAAGGAGGAGACCAGGAAAGAUAGUCGGAAGGCGAAACCAGCCGAGAAGAGCGAGGACGACGACUCUUCUUCGUCAAGCGAGGAGGAGGACCUGGAGGAACUGGAGCGGAAGCUGCGCGAGAAGGCGCUGCGCUCGAUGAAGCGUCAGGAGGAAACCAAGGCGUCGGCCAGUGAGAGCGGCGGCAGCUCGUCAUCCGACGACAGUGAGUGA